GCAGGACUUCGUGUCUGAGACUCGAUUGCUCAAGUCUCAAUUCUGCCGAGCUUUUUUCGAUACCGGCAUCUUCUUUUUUUUCUUCCUGACUCUCCUGUUUAUCUCGCUUUUAUUUCUCUUCCUGAGAUCUCGGAAAGAAAUCACGGCACAAUGACCGGAGAUCACGGACACCACCAGGUGGAGUCUGGCUCUCGACUAAAUGAUUCCCACAAACAUAAAGACAAGCAUAAAGACAAAGAGCACAGGCACAAAGACCACAAGAAAGACAAAGAGCGUGAAAAGUCCAAGUACACUAACAGUGAGUACAGAGACUCGUCCGAGAAGAAGCACAAGGACCGCGAGAAAGAGCGAGUGAAACAUCGGGAGGACAGCAGCGAGAGACACAAAGAAAAGAAGAGAGAAGAGAAGCUUAAAUCUCACAGCUCUAACGGGAAGCAUAAGCGGGAGAAGGAGAACGGCUAUGUCAGUCACAUCAAAACGGAGGAGGACAACGGCUACUGCUACCCUAUAAAGCAAGAGAAGACGGUGAAGAGAGAGAGGGAUGACGACGAGCCCGAGUACAGACCCAAAAAGAUCAAAGUGGAAAAGGAGCAUAAGGUGAAAAAACGGAAGCAGGAGGAAGACUACGAUGACUACGAAGAGGAAGAGGCGUUAAAGCCGAAAAAGAAAUCGAAAGAGAAGAAAGAGGAUGCGGCUGGAGGGAAGAAGAAGGGCAAGAAGGAGCCGGAAGAGAAAUGGAAAUGGUGGGAGGAAGAGCGAUACACAGACGGCUCAAAAUGGCGGUUCCUCGAGCAUAAAGGUCCCGUGUUCGCGCCUCCGUAUGAGCGACUACCGGAAAACGUUAGGUUUUAUUAUGAUGGAAAGCCCAUGAAGCUGAGCGAGCAGGCGGAGGAAGUGGCGACGUUCUUCGCCAAAAUGCUCGACCACGAAUACACGACCAAGGACAUAUUUAGGAAAAACUUCUUCAAAGACUGGAGGAAGGAAAUGACCUCGGAGGAGAAGUCCAAAAUCACCGAUCUGAACAAAUGCAACUUCACCGAGAUGAGCGAAUACUUCAAAGUGCAAUCGGAGAAUCGGAAACAGAUGACGAAGGAAGGGAAACAGAAAAUCAAAGAGGAGAACGAGCGGCUGGUGGGGGAGUACGGUUACUGCCUGAUGGACAACCACAAAGAGCGCAUCGGAAACUUCCGGAUCGAGCCUCCCGGUCUUUUCCGAGGUCGAGGAGACCACCCGAAGAUGGGCAUGCUGAAACGGCGCAUUCGCCCCGAAGACAUCAUCAUCAACUGCAGCAAGGACUCAAAGCACCCCAAACCUCCUCCAGGUUCCCGGUGGAAGGAGGUCCGUCACGAUAACAAGGUGACAUGGCUGGCGUCGUGGACCGAGAACAUCCAGGGCUCCAUUAAGUACAUCAUGCUGAACCCUAGCUCACGGAUCAAGGGAGAAAAGGACUGGCAGAAGUACGAGACGGCACGCAGGCUGAAGAAGUGUGUGGAGAAGAUCCGAGCGCAGUACCGCGAUGACUGGAAGAGCAAAGAGAUGCGAAUCCGACAGAGAGCCGUCGCUCUGUACUUCAUCGAUAAGCUGGCUCUGAGGGCAGGUAACGAGAAGGAGGAGGGCGAGAGCGCGGACACGGUGGGCUGCUGCUCUUUGCGGGUGGAGCACAUCAGCCUGCACCCUGAGAUGGAUGGUCAGGAGUUCGUGGUGGAGCUCGACUUCCUGGGAAAAGACUCCAUCCGCUACUACAACAAGAUCCCUGUGGAGAAGAGGGUCUUUAAAAACCUGCAGUUGUUCCUGGAGAACAAGCAGCCGGAGGACGACGUCUUCGACAGACUCAAUACGUCCAUUUUGAACAAACAUCUGCAGGAGCUGAUGGACGGAUUAACUGCCAAAGUGUUUCGUACCUACAACGCCUCCAUCACCUUACAGCAGCAACUCAACCAGCUCACUAACCCGGAAGAUAACGUUCCAGCGAAGAUCCUGUCCUAUAACCGAGCUAACCGUGCCGUGGCGAUCCUGUGCAACCACCAGAGGGCGCCACCCAAAACCUUUGAGAAGUCCAUGCAGAACCUGCAGGCCAAAAUCGAUGCGAAAAAGGAUCAGCUUUCUGCAGCCAAGAAAGAGCUGAAGUCGGCCAAAGCAGACGCCAAAGCCAUGCACGACGAGAAAAGCAAAAAGGUGGUGGAGACGAAGAAGAAGGCGGUCCAGAGGUUGUCUGAGCAGCUGAUGAAGCUGGAGGUGCAGGCCACCGACCGCGAGGAGAACAAACAGAUCGCCCUGGGAACUUCCAAGCUCAACUACCUGGACCCGCGCAUCUCCGUCGCCUGGUGUAAAAAGUGGGAAAUCCCCAUCGAAAAAAUCUACAACAAGACGCAGCGGGAGAAGUUCGCCUGGGCCAUCGACAUGGCGGACAAAGACUACGAGUUUUAAAAACGAAACUAAACACGAAAACGAAGCGGAAACGUUCCCCCGUAAACAAUCUGUCUGCUGAAACGUUCAAACCGAGUCCUGAACCGUGGAACCCUGAGGAGAUCCUCCACCACCUCCACCUCCACCACCACCACCACCACCUCGCUCCGGUAGACGCGCGUUAGGCUUCACACUCGCUUCUGGGGUUUUUAAGUGUCCUAGUCAGGUUUUAGCCGUGGGGUUUAUCGAUGAAUUCUAUAUUUUAAUAUAAGAAAUAAAUCAGAGUUGUUUUAAGAGGCACGUGGGAACCGAACUACGGAAAGCCAUCGUGGAAGACUCGAGACUCGGCGCGCGCGUGUGUGUGCGUGCGUGUGUGUGUGCGUGUGUGUUUAAACUGCAGCGAGAUGUAGAAAUGUUUGGAUCAUGUACCUGAAUACAUCACCAGUCCAGGGAUGCACCAAUCCAGUGUUUUUAAUUUUCCUCGUCCCGUUCCCCCGUACUGAGCCGAUUCAUUUCCUUCUUUCUUUCUUUCUUUUAAAACAAAAAAAAAACAGUAUAAACGCAAAAUAACAAGUUUAUUAAUAAUAUUUUUUUUCUGUAUUGUGAGUCACUGAGCCAGAACAAUAACUCAAAGAGAGGGAUCUCCAAACACGUCGAAAAAAAAACUAGGUCUUUUUAAGCAUUUCUAUAUUCUAUUCUAUUAAUUCUGUUCAUCUAAUAUAGAAGUAUUAAUGCUUAUAAAAUAUUUCUCUCUCUCUUUUUUUUUUUUAAAGUGCUGAACAUUUUUACAGUGGGUUAAAAAUCCCUCGAACGUUACCGCUUUUUAAAUGUAACGAUCGCCGUACUGUAAUGUAAUUAUAGAAUAUAUUUACCAUAAAUUAUACGGUCACGUGUUUAUUUUUAGUACGUUAUAAUCAAUCAAAUCGGUGAGGAUUUUUUUUUUUUUAUUUCUGUUUUUUUUCUAUUUGAAUUGUAAAUUUUAAAAUGUAACAAAGCUUACUGAAGUUUUCUUUUAUUACGCAGAAACCAUCUAAAUAAAACAUUUUAAGAACACUCGCGGAGUGUUUCAGUGCUUCGGGCCUUUCUCGUGUUUUUAGCGAACCUUAACAGUUUUAUGUGUGGGUUGGUGGUUUUUUUUUGUUUGUUUUUUUCUUUUCCCCUCUCAUCCGUCGUCAGAAUCGUCUGGGUCGGAUCCGGGAAAAAAUUUUUAUAUCUCAAUCCAUGAUCUCGGAUUGGUGCAUCCCUAUUCUUUAUAUAAAUAUAUAUAUAUAAAAUAUACUUUUUGUUUUGUUUUGUUUUAUAUCAGGGAUGUACAUUUUUUAUUUCUGCGAAUAUGUGAAAGGGGCGACCUCCAUGUUAACGCUGACGUUGUAGUGAAUUUUACUUUGUCUUUCGUGUUUUUAUUUUAUUUUUUUUUCCCUCCUGUGCAGAAUGUUUUGGCUUUUUUUUUUGCUUUUUUUUUUUUUUUUUGUGUGUGUGUGUGUAUUUUUUGUUUUUAAGUUUUUUUUUUCCUCAGCAGUACAGUUAUAACACUCUUACUUGAAACAUGGCUGGGUGAGACGCGUGUGAGAAUAUAUACACACGCGCACGCACACACGCGCGCGCACACACACGAGAUCAUAAACAUGAAGAACUGGUUUCUCUAUAUACGUGAGAUGCAAUUUUUUUUUUUUUUUUUUUUUUUUUUUUUUGCCAAAUGAAUAGAGGUGUAAGAUGAAACGGUGUACAUGCGGAAGAUUGGGGUCUUCUUUGUAAAGAAUUAGGAACAGAAGUGUCCGAAGUUAACUUUUUAAUGUGAGGCUCUGCACUUAUUUAUAGCUGUUAGAAAGUGUGCUAAAGCUAACUUCAACAUUUUUACCACAUUUAGCCUUAAGCAAUCAUGUUCUAUUAUUAUUAUUAUUAUUUUUAAUAUCCAUAUCGGUUGGUUUUUGCAAAUAAUAAAUCAUGCCACUCUUUCUUAUCCUCUCCUUUUAUUUCACAUCCUCGCGUUCAUCCUGAUGUCUUGCUUUCGUGUAUUUUUUGUUUGUUUGUUUGUUUGUUUGUUUUUGUUUUGUUUUCAGAAUUUAAAUAAACUUUGUAUUGCAAUAAUCUC
Molecule: messenger RNA, 4498 nt
Organism: Ictalurus punctatus (channel catfish)
Lineage: Eukaryota; Metazoa; Chordata; Actinopteri; Siluriformes; Ictaluridae
Gene: top1b
Product: DNA topoisomerase Ib
Exons: 21
Coding region: 151-2427 (758 amino acids)
Biological process (GO): chromosome segregation; DNA topological change; DNA replication
Cellular component (GO): chromosome; nucleolus
Molecular function (GO): DNA binding; DNA topoisomerase type I (single strand cut, ATP-independent) activity
Source: RefSeq, a predicted model, not a curated record